This is a messenger RNA of Anthostomella pinea, 1470 nucleotides long. The record is from the annotation of a GenBank genome assembly. NCBI's taxonomy places the organism in Eukaryota, Fungi, Ascomycota, Sordariomycetes, Xylariales, Xylariaceae.
AUGUACAGUCCCCUCGUGUACCCUAUCCGCCACGACCUCACUCUCGGAAGGCUAGACGCCAGGUCGCUAUGCUACGGCACAAAUUGGCAAAACGCCGAGCAUGUCGAGACUGUUAUGCACUACAUUCUCCAGUUCAAUAGAAAAGACCGGUUAGCAAGCCUCUACGAGCCUCUAGAGUUGAGUAGUAAGGGCUGGCACUCGGGCAUCAAUCUAGGGCCUUCCUCGAUGCGAUGCCGCACCCCGCAGGCGGGCGUCAUCUUGCCCGGCCUCUACAACGCUCUCGAGCUUGAUAGUACCCACUACCAGAUGACCAGCGCUUCAGCUUUCCUACCCCUGGGAAAGAGCGCCCAAGGGCCAAGUGCGAAAGGGAACUCUUCUUGCCGCAAGGCGAUGACCAUUGGUGAAACUCUCCGUGCUAGACGUUCUUCGUCUAUACUUAUCCCAUACUCUCAUCGUUUUCUCACAAAGUCUACAACGCCGCAGGCCAAGCUGCUAGCGGUCAACGCGCUUUUUAACGCUCCCACUAAUGUCAGCAUGAGAAUACAUGGGGACCUUAUAUGCGAACUGUUACAGAAAGACCUGUACAUCGGGUAUGUCGACAUGGCCGACUCGGAACAUCUGGCCGAGACCCUUCUCACCCCUCCUGCCUCGGCAAUGCGUCAGCUUGAAGACCGAUUCUUCAAUGCAUAUGCGGCCUACGAACGCGCGACGGAGUUGGGAUUAGAAUGGAAUCAGGACGUCCCUAUUCGAAAAAUCACACCGAUCUUAAACACUAACUCGACGUCGGGCAGAGGUUUCCCUCAUACAUUCGCGGUGCCUAGUGCCGACAAGCUCUACCUAGCACAAGUCAUGUCCACGUUCCGUACCGACGUGAAGGCUCCGGGCCAAAGAUGCACAACUUGCAAUGCAGAGGGAAAACUCACUCGAGACGACAGAGGUCCGUAUUCGCAGUGUGUAGUGGCGGACACGCUGGCGAACGGAGCGUGCUCAAAGGUCUCCCGCGCAACGAGGCGGUCGAUGCAGCGGACUGGCAUCAUGGACUUUGUCAGAGCUGACUUGGACGGCGAUUUUACCUUUGAGGAGUUGAGACGUCAGAAAUUGAUGCCGAAGUCCGGGAUGUUCAUUGCGUUGUUGGGGAAGUUUUUCGGGUUUGUGUUCGGCCUGUUCAAGAAGAAGGAGAAGAAGAAGAAGAAGAAGAAGAAGAAGAAGAAGAAGAAGAAGAAGAAGAAGAAGAAGAAGAAGAAGAAGAAGAAGAAGAAGAGGAAGAGGAAGAGGAAGGAGAAGAGGAAGAGGAAGAGGAAGGAGAAGAGGAAGAGGAAGAGGAAGAGGAAGAGGAAGGAGAAGAGGAAGAGGCUGGUGGCCUUGAUCAAGAAAGCCACCAUGGAGCUGAAGCUGCUGGACGAGGAGGAGGAAAAUAGCGAUGUCCAGGGACGUCGGGGAUGUUUAAUGAAAGCCAGAGACUUCGACUAA